Molecule: messenger RNA, 3477 nt
Organism: Sporisorium graminicola
Lineage: Eukaryota; Fungi; Basidiomycota; Ustilaginomycetes; Ustilaginales; Ustilaginaceae
Exons: 1
Coding region: 1-3477 (1158 amino acids)
Source: RefSeq, a predicted model, not a curated record
AUGGCGGACCGCUUUGCGGCUCUAGCCGGCUACGAUGCCGGUUCCAACUACGACUCGACGGUCGAGCAGAGUCUAGCGGCUGCUGCUAGAGAAGAUCUGCCCGGCCUCGAAACUGUUGCCAGCAUCAACAUCGACCUCCCACCGUCCAAACCGCUCAACAGCACAUUCGGAAAAUCCAAAAAGCCAAGUGCAGCGGCCGAGCGCGCGAGGAGGAUCACUUCAGGCCCCAUCGACCUCGCUGCUGCUCCCUCGGCUCGUUCACGCACUCCGCCUCCGCACGAUUCAUCCGCCACAUCCUCGAACAAGGAGAACGCGCGUCACGAUGAGCCUCCUUCCACGCAGCGCAAGCAGGACCAGCGAAGGCACUACGGCGUCCGCAUCGCCGACGACGACACUUUCGAAGAGCUCGAGGACAGCCUGCAAAAUGGACAUCAGCAGGACGAACUCAAGCGCAUGCAGCAAGACAUGUCGCAGGGCGGCGAUUCUCUGCUAGCUGCUUCCCCAGGAAACGACUCGGGUCAAUGGGGUGCCCGUGCCAUGCGAAGGCGUUCCGCUGCAGGCGUGUCUAUGAAGUCGGCUCAGGAGAAGAUCAACAGUCUCACGCAGGAGCGCGACGAGCUCAAGAUUGUCGUCGAUCUUUUGCGUGAAAAGGUCUCGCUCGAUGACCGUCUCGCCGAGCUGAUAGUGCUCAAGAAGGAGAAGCUCUCGUACACCAACAAGAUGAUCGCGCAGCAGGCCAUGCUCAAGCAGCAGGAUCGCGCCAUCAAGGUGCUGCAGAAGGAGCAACAGCAAUGGAAGGGCACCAAUCCGGCCGAAUACGAAAAGCGCAUCGCCGAGCUUCAAGCCAAAUUGCUCGCCGCCAACAACAAGGCCGAAGACGACAGACGCGAAAAGGUGCGUCUCCAGGACGAGCUCGACUUUGUCAAGCGCAGGGGCCCACCACCCGGCGACAGCAGCCGCGGUGGCGAUGAGACCUCUGCCACGUCGCUCGGCGACUCAACGCGCCUACGCCAACGCAUCGAUGCGCUGCGCGACGAGCACGAGGACGAAAAGUACGAGCUGCGUAGAGAACGCGACGAGGUGCAGGAACAGCUCGAACUAGCCCGUGACGAGAUUGACCGUCUGCGCUCGGACCAGCGACGCGCCUCUUCGCCUGGCGAGACGUCUCACUACCAGCGCAACAUUGACGACCUCGAGCAGCAGCUUACGGCGCACAAGACCGAGAAUGCCAAGAUGCUCGAGCGCCAUGCUCAAUUGAUGGCAGAUAUCGAGCAGCACAAGGACGAGGUGUACGAGCUGCGUUCGUCCGAAGAAGCACUUCAGCGGGAGCUCGAUGUGGCGAAUCAGAGGCUCGAGCAUGCCAACAUUACGCAGGAGGACGAGGCGGUGCGCUUUGUCGAGGCGGAGCGUCUGGCUGCAGAGCGGUUCCAGGAUCAAAUCGACAAGCUGCGUGACGAGCUCGCCUCGGCACAGCUUCAGAUCGAUGGCAAGGAAGCCGAGCUGGAAAGACUCGAUGCCGAGUUGCAAGACGUCACCGCCAAGGUGGCCGACCUGGAGUACGAGCUGCGCCAAGCCGAGAACCUGCUGGAGGAGCAAAAGGUGCAACUCGAAGGCGUCGAAGCUGAAGCGGACGAGCUUGACCGCCAAGUGCAGGCCUUCAAGCAGGAAGCGGACGAACUGCGUGCGGAGACCGACGAGCUGCACAAGGAGCUGGACGCAAAAGACGCCGACCUUGCCGAGACCAACAAGGAGAUGCAAGAAAUGUCCAACCGCAUGUUUGGCCUCGAGGAGGAGCUCGAAGCGCGCGCCGACGAGAUCAAGCAGCUCGACGAGGAGAUUGCCAAGGUCGAAGAGGCGCUGCAGCAGGCGAAUGAGAAGCACGAGCGGUACACGGGCGUGUUGAAGGACAAGCUUGCCGCUACGACGCAGGAGCUGACUGGAACACAGGGCCAGCUGGAAGCGACGCUGGGCGAGCUCGACGCGAUGCGCGAUGAAGCCGACUCGUAUGCGCGCGAGGUGGAGCAGCUGACGGCGGAACGCGCGCGCCUGGAGGAGCUCAACGCCAAAUUGGACGCCAAGGUUUCCGACGUGGUCGAGGACCUCAAAGCCGAGGAGCGCGCGUUGGACGACGCGCACGCGGAAUGGGAGCGCAAGCUGGAAGAGACAGAGGAGCGCAUGGCGCGCGUGGUCCGCGACAAGGACGAAGCCAUCCUCGCGCUGGAAAAGGAGCUCAACCAGAUGGAAGACGACCUCGCCACGCGCAAGUCGGACGUGCAAACGCUCCAAGACGCACUGCGCGCCAAGGAGAACGAGUCGUUCCGCAUGGGUCAGAGCUCGGCCAACGACAAGUACAGUCUGGAGCUCGAGAUCGACCGGCUCAAGCGCGAUCUCGCGCGCUGCGAAGAUGACCUGGCACGCGCACGCAAGGAACUCGACCGCAAGGACGACGCGCUCCGGCAGAAGGAGGAUUCGUUGGCGGCGCUGCAUUCCGAGCUGCGCGAGGCGCAGGCCAAGCUCGCGAGCGAGAUGCAAACGCACAUGGGUCUAGCGGAGCGGUUCGAGGCGCAGCAGGGCGCGAUCCGGGCGGAGCGCAAGGAGCUCGAGGCGGCUCGUGCGAAGGUGGAGCAGUUGGAGUACGAGUUGAACGAUGGAGAGCGGGCGACGUUGCGGACGGAGCAGGCGACGAGGGAUGCGCUCAACCAGCGCAACACGUUGCUCCUGACGAUAUACCAGCAGAUGGGCAAGAUCUUGGCGUCUUCCUCGAACGAUGGGUCGUCGUCGACGCCUCGAAAGCGCGAGGCCGAGUUGAAGCCGUUUACCAACUUUGACGUGUUCCACUCGAGUCUGCUCGGCCGGCUGCGUCGGGUGUUUGACACACAGCUCGGGAUCGAUCAGAAAGCGAAAGAGCUGGAGAGCAAGCUGAUGGAGAAAUACACGGCGCUCAAGCGACAGCAAGACACGCGCUUCCGGCAGAUCGACCGGUUCGAGGCGUCGGUCAAAGUGGCGGCGGACAAGCAGGGGCAGUGGCGCCAGCGGCUAGUCUCCAAACAGGCCGAGCUCGAUGCGGUCAAGGCGACCAACGCUGAGCUGCUGCAGCAGAUUUCGUCGCUCAAGACGCGCUCUUCGCUGUCGACGCCGGGAGACAACAACAAGCUUACCGCACUCACGACGCGCGCCAACACGGCCGAGCGCCGUCUGGCGACCGCGCUGACCCAGGCGUCGCAGGCCGAGGACCGGCUCGCCGAGGCCAAGACCAAGUACGGCGAGGGCGAGGGCAAGUGGGCGGCGCGCAUCAAGGAGCUCGAGCUCAGGUGCAAGGCCGCCGAAGAGCGCGUCAAGCGUGAACGCCAGGGCGCCAAGGAGCGCGUCGCCGAGCUCGAGGAGAUCCGGCGCAAGCUCGAGAAGGACCUCGACGCCGCCAUGAAGCGCAACCGCCUCGUCGGCGAGCUGCAGGCAAAUGUCAGGAACAUCGACUGA